Messenger RNA from Aspergillus ochraceoroseus IBT 24754, 1710 nucleotides. RefSeq lists its product as uncharacterized. The transcript is spliced from 5 exons. NCBI's taxonomy places the organism in Eukaryota, Fungi, Ascomycota, Eurotiomycetes, Eurotiales, Aspergillaceae. The record is from RefSeq and is a predicted model, not a curated record. The coding region runs from base 297 to 1547 and encodes 416 amino acids. Gene Ontology annotation, cellular component: plasma membrane; mitochondrion; lipid droplet. Gene Ontology annotation, biological process: glycolipid biosynthetic process.
AAUAUCUCUUCUGGGGUUUAACUCUAAUGAACAAGUAAUUUCUUCUAAAAUUGCCAAUGAUAUGUUCUGCCAACGAAUUUUCAACUCAUGUGGUUCACUUACCUUGUUCUGAUUAUGUCAUCCAAAGUAAUGCAAUGAUAUUCACGCCCCCGAAGAUAGAUGAACGAACCGCGGCACAAGGGCAACAUAUCAAACCUGCCUACCCUAAGAGCUACGUACGAUUUGUGAUACCCAAAAGGCUUUAGGUGACCUAUAUAAGUCUGGUUCUCUUGAAAUAAGCAUAACAUCACGUUACCAUGGGGUCUAACAGGGAGUUUGAUAUCGUCCUUCUCGGUCCUACCGGAUACAGCGGCAAAUUAUGCGUCCAGCACAUCGUCCAGAAUUUCCCUACGAAUCUGAAAUGGGCUCUUGCAGGACGUUCCUUGCAGAAGAUCGAGGGGGUUGCGCAGGAGGCCAAGCAGCUCAAUCCUGACCGCACCGAGCCAGCUUUGCUGGCUGUUCAGCUCACUCAAGCCGAAUUAAAUCCCCUGGCUCUUAGAACAAAACUCAUUAUCAACUGUGUCGGUCCAUACCAGUUGUAUUCUUCACCGGUGGUCGAGGCCUGCGCGAGGAAUGGAACCCAUUAUGUCGAUAUAACUGGAGAAACGCCAUGGAUUAAACAGAUGGUUGAAAAGUACCAUGAAACUGCCAAGUCAAACGGUGCGAUUAUCAUACCUUCCGUCGGCAUGGAAAGCGCUCCAGCCGACAUGUUGACCUGGGCUGUUGUGAAGGAGGUACGCGAAAAGUUCUCCUGCCACACCCGACAUGUUGCUUGCGCAAUUGAUGAAAUAAAGUCAUCCGGCGCCAGUGGCGGCACUCUUGCUACCAUCUUGGCCGCAUUCGAAAGCUUCUCCCUUAAGGAUCUUUCCAGCUCCAUGAAGCCAUUCGCUCUCGCAGCCUCUCCACCACCGCCGCCAAAGGACCUCCCCUCGGAGCCAAUCAUGGAUCGGGUUCUGGGAGUCCGCUCCGUCCGCGACAUGGGGAUUCUCGUCAACUCCCCCUCAUCAUUCGCAGACAUUACCAUCGUCCACCGAAGCAGUACAUUGAUGCCCGAGUUCUACGGCCCCAGGUUCUAUUUCCGCCAGUUCCUCCGCGUCCGGAACACUUUCAUUGGCAUCGUCUUCCACUAUGGCCUGAUGAUCGGCAUGGCCCUCUUGGCUCUCGCUCCAGUCCGCUGGCUUCUUAAGAAACUCAUCUUCGCGCCGGGCCAAGGGCCGCGCAUGGAGGACUCUCGAAACGAUCGGGUCCAGUACCGUGCGAUUGCUACCCCCGACCAAACCCCGGAGACGGGUAAGCGCGUCCUGGGUGUCCUCAGGUACGAGGGGACAAUGUACCGCAUGACUGGUAUGUUGGUGGCUGAGGCUGCCAUGGUCAUCCUAGAGCACGAAGACAAGGUCAGGAAAGUGUCUCGGGGCGGUCUCGUCACCACGGCUACCUUAGGACAGGAGUACCUAUGUCGGCUGGAGAAGGCGGGGUGCCAUGUUGAGACGCAGGUGCUGGAAUUCUAACGACUGGAUAACUGCGUCCUAUGUAUGAGAUAGCUACAUCUUGUUCUUUGUAAUUGUUUUACGGCUCGACGUUAGUCCUUUGUUUCUUUAGUUAUGAGUAGUUAUAAUAAUGUACCCUAAUCACAAACCACACAUAUGUACAAGAUGAUAUUCAAAAUAUACU